Molecule: messenger RNA, 2172 nt
Organism: Carica papaya (papaya)
Lineage: Eukaryota; Viridiplantae; Streptophyta; Magnoliopsida; Brassicales; Caricaceae
Source: RefSeq, a predicted model, not a curated record
GGCCUGUAAUGGAGAUACAGGUUUACAACCGAGCUUACAUGUACAGUCAAGAUAUGAAAUAUACCGCGUCGAAUCAAUCUCCAAAUUGUACCUGGCAUCCGUUAAUGACAAACUCGUCGUCAGACUAUCAGAAGAUAAUAGCAUCAAGAAAGGCGAAAUUGGCCUCAACGAUCAACACUGCAGCUUCGCACAGACCAGCAUAGGGGACUCUGCAACAGUGACUCCAUUCAAUCUUCCUCAUGCUAAUUUUGACAUCACGGAGCUCUACUUGCAAUUGAAAUUCUCUAACAACAUAGAGAUUUAUGCUCGUGACUUGGAGAAAAAGCUAAAAGAUCUAUUUAACCAUCAGGUGCUGUGCUUAAAUCAAAGUAUUUCGUUCGAAUACAAAGGAGUCAUCGGUGCAUUUACUGUUGUUCGUAUCUUCAUGGCCCAAAAGAAUUCUUAUAAUAAACAGGGGAUGAUAUCUCAAUCAACGAAGAUAUUCUUCAAUUCCUCUAGCAUUAAGAUAUUAAAUCAAGAAUAUGUGCCUAAAACAAUGUUCUGGAGGGAAAUAAAUAAAGAUGCAGCAGAGCAAGAACUGAUGUUACUUGGCAUUGGCGGCAUGGGCGGAAUCUUCACAACUAUAUUCCAAAGGGUUAUAGCAACAAGAAUUCAUCAAGGACCAAUGAUUGAACACGUAAAAGGAAUUCUUCUAUAUGGACCUCCGGGAACUGGAAAGACCUUAUUAGCGGCAAAGCUUGCAGAAAUUUUAGGUGCUAAGUUAAAGGUUGUGAAUGGACCUGAGUUAUUGGCACAGUGGAUGGGUGAAUCAGAGCAAAAUGUGAGAAAAUUAUUUGAUGAAGCCAUAUCAGAUUACAAAACUCAUGGAGAUCAAAGUUCCCUCCAUGUUAUAAUAUUAGAUGAAAUUGAUUCUAUUGCGCAGAAAAGAGGAAGAAAUCCUGCAGAUACCGGAGGUGAUAGGGUUGUUAAUCAACUGUUAGCAAUGAUCAACGGUGUCAACGGAAUAAACAACAUUCUUGUCAUUGGAACCACCAAUAGGAAAGAUCUGAUAGAUGAUGCACUAUUAAGAUCUGGACGAUUAGAGCUUCAUAUUGAGGUAGGUUUACCAGAUGAGACUAGCCGUCAAAAUAUUUUAAAAGUCCACAUGGAGCAGCUGCCAAGAGAGAUUAUGCUCCUUCCAGAUAUAAACCUCCAAGAAAUUGCCAAAAGGACAAGUGGUCUUAGUGGCGCGGACCUUGCUAGUAUUGUUAAGCAUGCUGUAGCACAUGCCUCAUGUACAAUAUCAGAUAAGAGUGAACAAACUAAGAUCAGCCAUCGUGACUUUAUCCAAGCCAUGGAUGAAAAACGGCCAACAGCUUAUAAGAAAUCACUUGAAGCUUUUGAAAACCUCAGAUCUCGCGCUAUGAUAAAGUUAGAUUCAUUUUAUGAAACAAGCAACGUGAUUAAAGGAGCAAUCACGCAAUUUUUUCACAGCGAGAAACAUAAUGUCCUGACCUGUCUUUUAUUUGGUCCAUGCGGAUGUGGCAAAACUACUCUAGCAGCCUUUAUUCCGGAAAAUGUUUCAUUUCAAUAUGUGGAAAUGGUCUCAUCUAAUUCCCUAAUUGAACUAUCUAAAGAACAGAAAGUUGAAAAACUUGUCCAGGUUUUUGAAGAUGCUAAGAAAUUCCAAUCAAGCUUUAUUUUGCUUGAUAACUUAGAAAGGCUGGUGGAAUAUAAUCCACUUGGAGGCACUUGUUCAGGAACCAUUCUUAAUACUCUACUAGAUCUGCUUAAAGAGUCUCCGGAGAAUAACAAAAUGCUCGUCGUAGGAACUACAAACAAUAAAAGCAUAAUGGAAAAAAUGGGAUUAUAUCAAGUCUUUACACUUCAUUUGGAAAUUUCCUUGUUGCAACAGCGAGACAUUCUUCAGAUUUCUAAAUAUUUCAACGUUGUUAGCCUGGAUGAGAUGGAAGAGCUAGAAACACGACUUAGUGGUGUGUCUCUCAAAACAUUUUGCAAAUUGAUUGACAUGCUUUCAAUGGGAAAGCUGGAAGAUAUUUUAACAGGUCAAAAACAUAUUGACAUUGAAGUUUUCUUUAAAUAUCUUGCACUCUUCACGUGAUCAUCUAUUUAUUGUUUAUCAAGUGGUAGCAGGCAAGUCUCUACACUUUCAAUAGAAUGAUAUAUUUAUAU